AUGUCAGCUUCCUCCUCCACUGCCAUCAUGAAUCCCCCUAUUGGCAUCAUCAUCACCGAGAAGUUAUCGAAGAACAACCACGGCGUGCAGGUCCUCACCGCCAUUCGAGGAGCGCGUCUGGUGGGGCACCUCACCGGUGUCGCCACAACUCCUGCAGCCGUGAUCGACGGCAAGGAGGGUGACAAGAUAGUCAAGGUCGCCAAUCUGGCGUACGAAGAGUGGUACACCACAGAUCAGCAGGUGCUUGGCUUCGUUCUCGCCUCGCUGACCAAAGAAGUUCUUCCCCAAGUGUCGGCCAAAGAGACUGCAGCAAAGUUGUGGAUGGCCAUUGAGGCGAUGUUCAUGUCUUGA
Messenger RNA from Setaria italica (foxtail millet), 351 nucleotides. RefSeq lists its product as uncharacterized. The coding region runs from base 1 to 351 and encodes 116 amino acids. Lineage: Eukaryota; Viridiplantae; Streptophyta; Magnoliopsida; Poales; Poaceae. The record is from RefSeq and is a predicted model, not a curated record. The transcript has a single exon.